GCUUGCCCACUCACUGAGCCGCACAUGCGCAAAAUCUGUUUGGUGGUCGAAUACAGGAAACGCCCAUUGCAAGCUGGUAGAUAGCGAAAGUGCUUCGGGAGGAAAUCUUCGGGUUUUUUCAGAGUUGGAUGUAUUUACCACCCCAAUGGAGGAGAAAAUUUCCAGAAUUUGUAACUAUCUUUCAAAACGAGUGUAUCCUCAAAAUUACACGAGUUCACAGAAACAAAACCUCCGGCACCUGAGCAGCAAAUUCUCACUGAUCGAUGGGACGCUUUAUCACUUCUCUAAAGGUAAGAAGCGCAAGGUGGUGACGACGCUGUCGGAGACGCAAGCCGUGUUUAACGAGUUUCACCACGCGUCUGCAGCGGGCAACCACAACGGCAUCGUCAAAACCAGAGAGGCGAUCUCCGCCGUGUUCUACUGGCCCGGGAUGUCGAAGGACAUCGAGGACAUGGUGGAGCGAUGUGAGAAGUGCCGCACAGCUCGGAGGUUGCAGAGUCUCAGGCUCUAUUACCCAGGAGCCGUGCUGUCCAGACCCAGUAACCCGCAGAGCCCCCUGCUGGAUGCUGCCACGUCCGGCGAGAGCACCCCCUGGAGGCUGUGGCAGGCCGAGGGAGAGGGGGAGAGCCGGGAGGGAGAAGGGGGGGACUGCGACUCCCUCACCCCAGCCACAGAGGGGCACCUCAGGGUGAUCGUCGUCUCCAGCCCCGGCCCUCUGAGCGUGAAGGAGGAGGAGGAGGAGGAGGAGGAGGAGGAAGGGGAGGAGGAGGAGGAGGAGGUGGGGUUCAAACCCGAGUCCCGCGAGAGUGACGUGGAGGCUGAACUGAAGCUGGAGCGAGACCAGGAGCCGGAGCAGCACAGUGACCCCGACACGGGUGCUGCUGCCGGGUCAGAGGGGGCUGGGAGGCAGGCCUGUACUGGGAGUGAUGGGCACGGUGGUGCGGGGGCUGAUAGCGGAGCAGGUGUGUUCUCUGAUGCCGAUCGGCUCGGGGGUCCCGCUCGGGGGGGGGCCCUGGUGUCCCGGGGUCUCCAGCGCUCCCACGCCCGCUGGUCGGAUGAAGACACGCUGGCCCUGCUGUCCGUGGUGGCGCGGAUGGGCGUGGCCCGCCAGCUGGACAGGAAGUGUCGGAGCAGCGCGGGACUCUGGGAGCGGGUGCGGGUGGCGCUGGCGGAGCGCGCGAUCCCGAGAGAGGCAGGGAUCAUCCGCUCCCGCUGGAACGCACUCAAGCAGAUGUACUGGAAGGAGAAGGCCAGGAGGGGGCAGUGUGGAGUGACAGGCAGCAACAAGAACAGCAGCCGCGUCAGGUUCUUCAAGACGAUGGAUGUCCUGCUGACCAGGAGCCCUCGGGAGCCGCGGGACGAGGACAGCUCCUCCGGCUCGGGCUCUCCCUCGCUCCCCGGCCUCGUGCCCCCCUCUUCUCCACACCCCCCGCCCCGCCCCAUCCCGGACCCUGGCUCCUCCCCUUCCUCUCUGGACUCCUCUCCAUUCACGAGGGACUGGGGGACAGACGCACAGAGAGACACUGAGGGGGACAGGGAGAGGGAGAGCUCGGGCUGGGGACAGUCUGCUCUCCAGCCCCCCCUGCUGGACACAAGGGAUCCCACAGCCUCACUGCCCUACAGUGGAAAAACAGAGACGGAUUCACAUAGCCAGGGGCCUGCUCCCCUGCCCGAGGGCUGUACCGCUGGCUUCCAGGAGAGGGCGCUGUCGCUGCUGUCAGACUUCCUGCAGGAGCAGCGCAGCUUCCAUGCACAGCUGCUGCAGGAACAGAGAGAGCUGAGAGCCGCACUGGAGCGGACGCUACACACACAGGAGCAGGGCUUCACCCUGCUGAGGCAGCUGCUGGAGAGGCAGGGGGGAGGGGCCACACCGGGGGCCACACCCCCCGCCCACAGAGGAGGAGGAGGAGGAGUCACACAAACUGGAGCACAGACACUGCAGACCACAACCCGAGGCCACACCCACCCCCAGAACUCAGCCUGAAACCACACCCACCCCCAGAACUCAGCCUGAAACCACACCCACCCCCAGAACUCAGCCUGAAACCACACCCACCCCCAGAACUCUGCGGUAAUGGAAGUCCACGCCCCCUGGGGCUGAACUCCGCCUCCCCAGCAGGGAGGACGCUGUUGCAGUGAGCCGUGGGCUUCAGUCCUCAUCUUGCUGUGGUGUUAGGGGGCUGCUUCAGUCCUCGUCUUGCUGUGGUGUUAGGGGGCUGCUUCAGCCCUCGUCUUGCUGUGGUGUUAGGGGGCUGCGGCUGAGGGUCCCACGGGGUUUGAUAGCGCACGCUGACUGGAAUUAAAUCAAAGCUGACGGCGGGAGCCGUAGCCGUCCCUAUUUGUAGUGGCUGCGUUACAGAUUCAAUACAAACUCAUCAAACACUCAGAAAUACUGAAUGAAGAAGAGAAGCCACUGAUAAAGCGAGAGCUCACUGGAUUUGAAUAGUCAGCUAUUAUUAAAGUAGUUAGCAAUCAGUGAAUCCAUUACUUCUCCUCUUCACUAUAUAUAUAUACAUACAGGGCUGGGAAUCAGACUCCUGUUGCACAGCAGUGUCACCCAGUCCAGGUUUUACUACCAGCUUGAUCAGCCCCAGUGUGUCUAGGUAACAAGCUCAGGUGUGUCUUAUUAUUAAACUCCUAGUGAAACCAGGAAUGGAUCAAACGGCUAUGCAAUGAUGCAAGAAGCUAAUGGGAGUCUUAUUUCCAUCCCUACAGAUAUAUAUAUAUAUA
Molecule: messenger RNA, 2730 nt
Organism: Acipenser ruthenus (sterlet)
Lineage: Eukaryota; Metazoa; Chordata; Actinopteri; Acipenseriformes; Acipenseridae
Exons: 9
Coding region: 146-1984 (612 amino acids)
Source: RefSeq, a predicted model, not a curated record